AUGCAAGCUAAAAUUGGUCUUACUCUUACACCAGAUAAAGAUAUUGUCCUAACAAUCUCACCAGGAGAUAAAGGCAAGAAAGGAAAUGGUGUUGUUUACACUCGUUGGGGAAAGACAACUUGCAGAGAAGGAGUAGAAUUAGUCUAUGCUGGAUAUGCUGGAGGCAGUGGACAUGAUGAGCAUGGAGGAGGAGCAAACAUUGUGUGUAUGCCAACCACUGGUGUGGGGCAUCUCAGCACUCAAAAUCCUGGACACCAUACUUUCAUGUAUGGAUCAGAGUAUCAAUCACACAACAAGAUCUGGAGCAACCACGACUGGAAUGUCCCUUGUGCUGUGUGUUAUGUUCCUGACAAAUCCACUAAACUGCAGUUGCCUGGCAGGAUCACCUGUCCAGAUUCAUGGACCCAAGAGUACAGAGGUUACUUAAUGGCAGAAAACAGAGGACACCGAAGAAAUCAAGUCUUUGAAUGCAUCGAUGAAGCUGGAGAGAAGAUUCCUGGCAGCAAUAGGGAUACAAAUGGUGCACUGCUGUACUUUGUGAUGCCAAAGUGUGACAGGGGAAUCCCUUGUGAUCCUAAGUGUUAUAAUGCCAAUAUUGCUAUAACCUGCUCCAUUUGCACUCGCUAA
Amphimedon queenslandica is the source of this 627-nucleotide messenger RNA. Its product is annotated as short-chain collagen C4-like. The record is from RefSeq and is a predicted model, not a curated record. NCBI's taxonomy places the organism in Eukaryota, Metazoa, Porifera, Demospongiae, Haplosclerida, Niphatidae. Bases 1 to 627 code for a protein of 208 amino acids. The transcript is spliced from 2 exons.